AUGAGGCGUCUCUCGACGCCGAUCGUCAAGCUGGAGCGGAAAAAACAAGACCGGCCGACGUCAGCUGGGGUCGAGCACGCAAAGGGAGAUGCGAGAGAGUCCAACCUCAGAGCAGAUCGGGGACCGGGAGCAAAAAUGCUGCGGCGGCCGCUGACAGCUUGGAGCCUCUGGUGGGCUUUAUUCAUCUGCAACGUUAGCACAAGUUGCGCGCAACAAAGAAAAGUGCGUUGCCGUGAGGAGAGCCGCGGAGAUGCGUUCAGGGGCUGGUCCGCCGCCCGCCGGACGCGGGGACUCCGACACGAUCUGGGCUACCUGGUAACAGCACCGUCCGUGUUCCGGGCGGGCGUGGAGGAGAGCGUCAGCGUGACCCUCUUCGAGGCCCGAGAGGAGACUCGUGUCCAGGUGCAGCUGUGGGUGAAGGGGCAGACGGUCGCCCACAGCCAAAGCUCAGUGCUCGAAAAGGGCACUAUCAAGCUGAAGGUUCCCUCUGGGCUAAGGGGUCAGGCCCACCUAAAGGUAUGGGGGAACCGUCACCUCACAGAGGGAGGUUACAUUUUCCACAACUACACCACUGUCACCGUAGAGAGCAAGGGCACAGCUGUCUUCAUCCAGACUGACAAACCCAUCUACAAACCCAAACAAAAAGUGCUCAUCAAUGUUUACAUGGUCACUCCUGACAUGAGGCCAGUGAAUGAAAAGAUUGAGGGAUAUAUCCUGGACCCACGAGGAUCCAGGAUGGUGCAGUGGAAGGACCUUAAAUCUGUUUGCUGUGGUAUUGUGAAUGUGAGUUUCCCUCUGUCGGACCAGCCUGUAUUUGGGGAGUGGUUUUUCUUUGUGGAGGCGCACGGCCACUCCUACAACAAGUCGUUUGAAGUGCAGAAAUAUGUAAUGCCCAAGUUCGAGUUGGUGAUCGAUCCGCCACGCUACAUCCGUGAUCUCAACUCAUGCGAGCAAGCAACAGUCACAGCCAGGUAUACAUUUGGCAAACCAGUUUUGGGGAAGCUGACAGUCAAUAUGUCUGUGAAUGGUGUUGGAUAUUACCACCAUGAGAUGGGCCAUCCUGUAAUCAAAACUAUGGAGAUUAAAGGUUCCGCAAAUUUCAGCAUUUGCGUCAGGGAGAUGAUGCCGCUGGAUGUGGCUGAUCACUUCAGGGGAACGGUCAGCAUUUGGGCAUCGGUCAGCAGCGUUGAGGGAAACAGGCAGACCACGUUCGACGAUUCCACGCCCGUUCAUAAGCAGCUCAUCGACAUCAAGUACUCAAAAGACACGCGUAAACAGUUCAAGCCUGGCCUGCCGUACAAAGGGAAGAUUGAGGUUACAUAUCCCGAUGGAAACCCAGCUAAUAGAGUAAAGAUACGUGUUAAGGCAGAGCUGACCCCAAAGGACAACGUCUACACCAGCGAGCUGACCUCCAAGGAUGGCCAAGCUACCUUUGAGAUACCCUCCAUCCCUACAGCAGCACAAUAUGUCUGGCUUGAGGCCAAAGUGAUAUCUAUUGACGGUAGAUCAGUGGGGGACCAGUACUUGCCAAGCUACUUGUCCAUUAGCAGCUGGUACUCUCCAAGUAGGUGUCACAUCCAGAUCCAGAGUCCGAGUGCUGCUCUUAAGAUUGGCCAAGAGGCUGAAGUGGCCCUCAAAUCCACUUGCCCCUGUAACUUCACCCUGCACUACGAGGUGGCUUCGAGCGGGAACAUUGUCUUAUCGGGCAAACAACCGGCCAACUCCACGAUGUCACACCGAGAAAAAAGGGCCACGAUCACUUUUGAUAAGAACAUUCACACUACCCAUCACCCCGCCGCCGCUUUGGGUACGCUUGUGACAGCUUUCAGUAAAAAUCAGAGCACCAGAAAAGUAUUCGGGAAUAGUGUGUUGUGUCAACGCCUGUCCUUUGCUUUCGCUCUGCCAGGUGCCUCUGACUCUUCCCCCCCGGUCGAGAUGGACAACUGCGUCUCUUAUCUCCGCUUCCCCGUCAGUCACAGCAUGGCGCCGCUCAGCCGCCUGCUGGUCUACUACGUGAGGGAAAACGGCGAGGGAGUCACAGACAGUGUCCAGAUCUCUGUUCAGCCCGAGUUUGAAAACCAGGUGUCUAUUUCUCUGUCAACGAAUGAGUCCAUGCCAGGGGACCCAGUGACCCUGCGUGUCCGGGCAGAAAGGGGCUCCUGUGUUUGCGUGUCCACAGUGGAUAAGAGUCUUUACCUGUUAAAGCCCGGCUUUCAGCUCAGUCCCGACAAGGUGUUUAAAGAGAUGGCAGAAUUUGAUGUUUCGGAUGUCUUUGGCAUUCCUAAAGAUGACGGACACUUCUGGUGGCCUGGACUGUCAUCGAAGAGACGCAGGCGGUCCUCUGUGUUCCCAUGGCACUGGGAUAUCACUAAGGACGCACGUUUUGCUUUCACAGAAGCCGGGUUGGUGGUGAUGACGGAUAUGGUGAGUUUAAACCACCGACAGAGCGGAGGCAUGUACACGGACGAGGCGGUUCCCGCCUUUCAGCCGCACAGCUCCACCGUAGUGGCUGCCGUGUACCCCCAACCAGCUGUCAGGUCUGUGCCAUUAGCCGAGAAGCGGAGGCGCACAUUUUUCCCAGAAACGUGGGUGUGGCACUGCCUCAAUGUCAGCUCUGAAACGGGGGAGGCGGAGCUGCAACUGGAGGUGCCCCACUCCAUCACCACCUGGAUAGCAGAAGCCGUCAGCUUGUCCGAGAAGAAGGGGCUGGGUUUGGCGAAGAGGGCGGAGCUUCGCACCUUCAAGUCCUUCUUUGUGGACUUCACGCUGCCCUACAGCUUGAUCCGAGGGGAGCAAACCAAAGUGGUCCUCACCGUGUACAACUACCUGCCCACCUGUUCUGAGGUUCAUCUUAAAGUGUCCAUUCCAAAGGGCAUCAAGUUUAUCGGCCAUCCUGGAAAGCACCACCUUACCAGGAAGAAAUGUCUUGCUUCCGGAGAGGUUACUCCUACAUCCAUCGUAUUGUCUUUCUCUGAACUGGGACCUGUAAACAUCACAGCGCGUGCCAUCGCCUACAGCACACCGAGCUGCUGUUCAGAUGGAUUUCUGACAGCCAAAACGGGAAAUGACAUCGAUGAAAAGAGAGUCCCAGCUGCCCUGGACUACGUCCGCAGGACUGUCCUGGUGGAGCCAGAGGGCCUUCCCAGAGAAUAUACCUACAGUGUUUUCUUCUGUCCCAAUGAGAGGAUUCACAUUUCCACCCCCAACAAGUACGAGUAUCAGUACGUCAAAAAACCCACCAAGAUGACCCAGUUUGUCGUGGCUGUGAAGACCCACAACGACGCCCACUUCGCCCUGUCGGCGAGUCCCCACGACAGCGCCGACAUGAUGGAGAUAGUUCUGGGCGGCCGGCAGAACACCCGGUCGUGGAUAUCCGCGGGCAAAAUGGGCGACCCGCUGGUGGGCCAUGGUUUAAAACCGUCCAAUGAAUCGGUCAUCCUUCAGUGGUCUGGGCAGUUUCCAGGACAGGUGCAACACAUUGGGUUCUCAACAGGCUGGGGCUCAGUGGGGGAGUUUAAGAUCUGGAAGAAGGAAGAUUCGGAUGAUAACCACAAUGAGGCUUUCACACUAGGCGUCCCACAGAACAUGGUGCCCGGAUCAGAAAGGGCUAACGCAUUUAUGAUCGGGGACGUCAUGGGACCAACUCUAAACAACCUGGACAAACUGCUGAGGCUGCCUUUUGGAUGUGGGGAGCAAAACAUGAUCCACUUUGCUCCAAACGUCUUUGUCCUGAAGUACCUGCAGAAGACCAGGCAACUCAGCCCAGAGGUGGAGAAUGAAGCUACGGACUACCUGCUUCAAGGCUACCAGAGACAACUAACCUACAAACGGCAGGAUGGGUCCUAUAGUGCCUUUGGUGAAAGGGAUUCCUCUGGCAGUAUGUGUUAUAAGAUUGCAACUUUUGACCACUACCGGGAGUCCCGGGGCUUCAUCUUUAUCGAUCAAGAGGAGUUGCGCGCAGCAAAGUCGUGGCUCAUCAGACACCAGCGGGAGGACGGCUCUUUCCCCGCCAUGGGACGCAUCCUCAACAAAGACCUGCAGGGAGGCAUCCACGGGAAGAUUUCCCUCACAGCGUAUGUGGUGACGGCUCUCCUGGAGACGGGAAUCACCGCAGAGGAGGAGACGAUGGCAGUGGCCAAAGCCAAGGACUUCCUAGAGAUGAACACGUACUCUGCAGACGAUCCCUACACCACGGCCCUGUCGGCCUACGCCCUGGCUCUGCUCCGCAGCCGCUACGCCCCACUGGCCCUGCGCCGACUCAACCACAUGGCCAUCGCACAAGAUGGACUCACUCACUGGAGUCUGACCGGCAGCACAGUAACCAAUGAGGACACUUUCAUGGGCUUCAGCGAUGGCCUCUCACAGUCAGUGGUGUCAGCGGAGGUGGAGAUGACAGCUUAUGGUCUUUUGACCUACACCCUUUUGGGGGAUGUGGCGUCCGCAUUGCCUGUGGUCAAAUGGCUCUCUCAACACAGAAAUGCCUUGGGUGGCUUCUCCUCCACUCAGGACACGUGCGUGGCUCUGCACGCCCUGUCAGAGUAUGCCAUCCUGUCUUAUGUGGGGCAGGUGAACCUCACCAUCUCGCUGGCCUCCACCAACCUGGACUUCCAAGAGACCUUUGAACUAAACAGGGAUAACAAGAAACUCCUUCAGAGUGCCAAGAUCCCGAGUAUUCCCACAGGGCUUUUUGUCAGCGCCAAAGGAGAAGGCUGCUGCCUCAUGCAGAUUGAUGUGUCCUACAAUGUUCCUGACCCUGUAACCAAGCCCGCCUUUCAGCUCAAAGUGGAACUGAAAGAGCCUUUUCAGGAGCAACACCUUCAAUUUCCCUCGUCCUCCUCCUCCUCAUCCCAACAUUUUGCCUCACGCUCGCGGAGUCGUGCCGACAACCGCUCCGAACUGAGCAGGAAGCGCCGAGCGCCCAUCGAUGACGACGACCCAGCUGCGCACCAGGACAAAAUGGAUUUCCACAUCUCCUUAGAAGUUUGUGCCAGGUGGCUCUACUCAGGCUCGUCUAACAUGGCAGUCAUAGAAGUUCCAAUGAUUUCGGGUUUCCGGGCAAAUGUCGAAAGCCUAGAGAGGUUACUGAUGGACAAGAGAGUGGGUCUGAAGAGGUACGAGUUAGACGGAAGAAAAGUGUUGUUCUAUUUUGACGAGAUUCCCAGUCAGUGCAUGACGUGUGUAGCCUUCCAAGCUGCCAGGGAGUACGUUGUGGGAAAGACGGCGCCUGUUCCCGUCAAGAUUUAUGACUACUACGAACCAGCUUUUGAGGCCACCAGGUUCUACAACGUUAGCGAAAGCAGUCCCUUAGCACGAGAGCUGUGCGACGGACCUACCUGCAACGAGGUGGAGAGCUCGACCAAUCAGUGGACAGGUUUUGCGCAGGCAAACCAGUGCAAUAAUGUGUUUGGCUGUCUGGAGGAGGAGCAGUUUGAGCGCUGCACCUGCUACAGGGACUGCGGCUACGACGGGGAGCCCGUGUGCGGGUCAGACGGUCAGCUCUACCAGAACCAGUGUCAGAUGGAGGUCUUCGCCUGUCGGAACGGGACCCGCAUUAAGCAGGUUCCCCUGUCCCACUGCCCGUACAUGGAGACUACCAAGGACAAGCAACCAGUAGUGAGCCAGGAAACUGAGCAACUUUCAGUGCCUGUACAAGCAAACGGAGGGGACGGCGUCGUUCUGCCCGGGGGGGGCGCCGUGGAGCAAUCCCUCGCCGAGCGAAGCCAUACCGACAUCCAAAUCUUGUACCAUAUUUGUGAAUAUGCCUGUGAAUGGGAAGAGAAGAAAGACUUGCUCAUACAAAGACUUGCUGGAGAAUGAGUGCGAGUGUGAGUUUGGUGUGAUUAGGGGACAGGAGUCCGAGCGGAUGCCUUUUGUCACAUGUGUCUGUGUGCGCGCGGUGGAAUGUGAGUGUGUAUUUUUUGUCGAGAAACUCAAGUUUUGGCCCCCCCUAUAGACUCCUAGUCCUCAAUAAGCACCAUAGUAUAUUUGGUAUUCACUGUGCGGCAUUUAUAAUCACUAGAAGAAAUAAUCAAGUAUUUAUGUUUGUAAUUACACUUGAUGUUAAGCAAAAAAUAUUUUGUUGUAUUUUAUAUCUGUGGUAUUUAUUUGUAGGUAGAGGUCAUGUUUUUUUUUUUGUAUGCCUAAGUCACCGCUCAUCCAUACAGCCUACUUUUUUUUUCUCCUUUGUGGUUCUUUAUGUGUUAUCCAAGGCAUUUUUCUUCUUUUAUGGCAAGCUUUAACCCAAUAAGUGACAAGUUUGAUGAAAUUCCUGUCCCGGUAUCUUUCUGGGAAAAACAAAAAAAAAAGAAGACCUACGCCAACCACAUGCUUUACAGAAACAUAAGCUAAAAUAAUUUUCCACUUUUCAAACUUCCCACCACAUCAUCUGCUCUCACACUCACCUACCUUGAGAUUUGAUUGUACAGUUUAUAAGCUAUUUUGUUUUUGUUCGAUUUUGAUUCUUGAAGUAAUCGACUUUCAGAAAGAAAAAAAAAAAAGAAAAACGCGUUUAAUUACUUAAAAUGUACCAAAUUUGACUAAUUGUAUUCCAUGUUCUUAUCAAAUCUUGUGAUUUUUUUUUUUUCAAAACAAAGGAUGACAAUAAAAUUUGCAUAGUUCU
This is a messenger RNA of Menidia menidia (Atlantic silverside), 6619 nucleotides long. Lineage: Eukaryota; Metazoa; Chordata; Actinopteri; Atheriniformes; Atherinopsidae. The record is from the annotation of a GenBank genome assembly.